AUGAAUAUACUUGAUUUACCUAAUGAAAUUUUAUUUAUUAUUUUUCAAAAAUUGAAUAUGAUUGAUGUAUUUUAUUCAUGUAUUAAGGUUAAUCGACGAUUUAAUCGAUUAGUGCUUGAUUCUUUUUUUCUUCGUGAUCUUAAUAUGACUACUAUUAAUGACAUCAAUUCAUUGUACGAUCAGACGUCUUCAACAGAUCCAAAAGUUCUUUCAAGAAUCUGUGAGAAAAUAUUACCUCGAAUUUAUGAUCAAACAUAUAAACUUACUCUCAACGAAUAUUCAGCCAAAUACAUGUUCCUUGCUUCGAAUUAUUCAAAGCUAUAUUCAUUAUCACUUAUCAAUUUUCAGAAAGAAAUACUUCAUCAAUAUUUAACAGAUAAUUUAAUUCUACGUGAUCUUCUAACAAAUCAAAUAACACAUCUUAAUAUUGAUAUCAAAAACACAACAGAAAAUAGAUUCAAAAUUGGUCCAGAAAUUUUUCCAAAAAUCUUAUCUUUAUGUAAAAAUUUAACUGUUUUGAAUUUUUGUGAUAUGUUUCCUGAACGAAAUUUGGUGGUUUCUCUGGCUGAUUUCUCAUGGAAUCAUUGUAUACCUUCAACUUUGAUUAAAUUAAGAAUUCAACUCUCAACUUUAGCUGAUUGUCUUCAUUUGCUUGAUGGACCUUUUGUUUGUUUAUCAACAUUAAUUAUUACUGUAACAUUUACUUUUCAUACGACAGAAUACAAGAAUCCAACAGCAAAAGAUUAUGAUGAUUUAAUUGUUCCAUUACUUCGUCGAAUGAUAAAUCUUGAAGAACUAAAAUUAUAUUUAUCAGUAGAUAGAUCUUAUUCGAAUUAUAUUGAUGGGAUUCAAUUAUACGAUCAAUUUCUUAUUUAUAUGACACAAUUAAAGAAUUUUACAUUUUAUAUCAAGACAGAGAUCUCCUUUAUGGAUGAUAUUAAAUUUGAACUUCAAUCAAACGAAGAAAUUCAACAUAGUUUUAUUGGAAGAGGAUAUCCACUAGUAGCUUCAUAUGUUAAUUCAAAUCCAUUUGCACUCGAUGGUGCAUGUUAUAUCUAUUCACUUCCAUAUGAUUUCGAAUAUUUUAAAGUCGACAAUUCAUUUCAAGGUGGUGCAUUUCACAAAGUUCGACAAUUAACAAUGGUCAAGAGAAUUCCUUUUACAGACAGACUAUUUCAACUUAUCUCUCAAGAUUUUCCUUUUCUUGAAAUCUUACAUGUUUGUAAUUGUUGGCCACAAGAAGGCAAUUAA
Messenger RNA from Rotaria sordida, 1251 nucleotides. NCBI's taxonomy places the organism in Eukaryota, Metazoa, Rotifera, Eurotatoria, Philodinida, Philodinidae. The record is from the annotation of a GenBank genome assembly.